AUGGAGGAGAUAGUCAGGAGAAAUGAAUAUAUCGGCUCUAAUCAAGAGCGAAAAAUAGCAAUUGAGGCAGCAAUUGCAGGAAGGAGAAGAUGCCGCAAGCUGGCCAACGAACUCCACGCCGUGUUGCCUAGAGAGCUCCGAAACAUGAUCUACACUUACAUCGUGGGACCGUCAGCCCAGCUUGAGUACGCUUUUGACAUCCAUGGCAUCAUUCAAAUUGGCUUCUUCGAGCCUGGGCAAUCCGAAGAUCUCGAAAGUUUAUCCAUGUUUGGCGAAAGUUGUCAAAUUCAACCCAGAUCCUGGGCUAUGGACCCAGCAUACUUUGGAACCGAUGUAGUAAAAGAGCUAGCGGAAGCUUACUAUGCUUUGAAUCGUUUUGCACUUACCUCGGAGGAGUUCUUAUAUCCAUUUCUGACCUUCGACCCGUUGGCCCUAGGUAUAAAGCCCUACGAGCAUAUCCGGCGCCUUGACCUUACGCUCGAUUUCGAGGAUCCCCGUGACGUAAACUUUGCCAGUGUCGCAACUCACCUACAAGCUCUACAACUCAUCCCUGAAAAGCGGCGCAAGAUGGACAUACACGUCAAUCUCACCACGUCUUUUACACCAUAUCACAACACCAAAUUCUGGUAUUCAGUUGGAGCCGAGCGCAUCAUGCUCAAUAUCCUCGAGUUACUCAGAUGGCCCGUAUACGAGUUACUGCACAAGGGACAUGCGAUCCAGGUUCUCCAUGAAAACUUGGAUGGACGGGACAGGACAAGUUUGCAAAUCCCACAGAGGAAUCUAACAAGUUAUUGCUCUUCAAAUUCAAAGAUGUCUCACAAGGCUGAUUUCUUCUACAUGACCAAGGAGGAGUGGCUCAAGGAAAAGGGAGGAGAUACCGUCGCGGAUCCCGCAUCCCACUAUAUCCUUGCACUGCCUACAGCCGCAAACGAAGCAAAUAACGCGGAUGAAGUAGUAGAAGACCACUUACUCGAAAAACGAGUUCGCAAAGCUCUGAAAAGGCGUUGGGAUAAGGAUAGUGCCCUCAACGGAUUCAGUUACGGGUAUGAGAAUUAG
Messenger RNA from Alternaria postmessia, 1056 nucleotides. RefSeq lists its product as uncharacterized. Lineage: Eukaryota; Fungi; Ascomycota; Dothideomycetes; Pleosporales; Pleosporaceae. The record is from RefSeq and is a predicted model, not a curated record. Bases 1 to 1056 code for a protein of 351 amino acids. The transcript has 3 exons.